UAUCCUGCGCAGCUACUUGCCUUAAGCAUACCAUGUCGUUGCAGUGAUUAGAUGACCACCAAACCGCCUGUGAUUUCUUUUCUUCGUUGCCACUGUCUUAUAUAAUCGGGCAACUGUCGAGCUCAAUCUGGAACUGCAUCCUUACCCAGUUAUACCUUCGGGCCGGUAGCCCUUCCACCUCCAAUAUGUCAUCCCUUCACACACUCAAGCUCAUGGGCCAAUGGGCUAUUGCACUCACGGUCAGCCGGAUUUUGCAAGCCAUAUUAACCAUCGCCGCUCUCGCCGUCGAUGGUGCUGUCAUCAGUGCCUGGAACGCAGACCAGUAUAAGUUCAACUCCUACUUCAGCGAAGGCGCGAAGGCGAACUGGAGCUUGGACACAACGGUAGGCGGUACGCCAUUCACGGGCGUUGUUAUAGCUGCUGUACGUGAUUGCCCCAUUUUUUGCGACUCCAAGUGUGAAAAGGAAAUAAUGGAGGCCAAGUCAAGGCAGUCGUGAUUGCUCCAUACUGAUUUGACUCCCAGUCGUUGCUCACCCUGGCGGCAAUAAUCUACGAUCAAGCUUUCCAAAGAGUUGCAGAC
Messenger RNA from Hyaloscypha bicolor E, 580 nucleotides. RefSeq lists its product as uncharacterized. Bases 186 to 497 code for a protein of 103 amino acids. The transcript has a single exon. Lineage: Eukaryota; Fungi; Ascomycota; Leotiomycetes; Helotiales; Hyaloscyphaceae. The record is from RefSeq and is a predicted model, not a curated record.